This is a messenger RNA of Mytilus californianus (California mussel), 12719 nucleotides long. RefSeq names its product microtubule-associated serine/threonine-protein kinase 3-like. The coding region runs from base 1976 to 7138 and encodes 1720 amino acids. Gene Ontology annotation, biological process: intracellular signal transduction; peptidyl-serine phosphorylation. Gene Ontology annotation, molecular function: magnesium ion binding; ATP binding; protein serine/threonine kinase activity. The transcript has 28 exons. Lineage: Eukaryota; Metazoa; Mollusca; Bivalvia; Mytilida; Mytilidae. The record is from RefSeq and is a predicted model, not a curated record.
CAGCAGCUGUUGCAUUGACAUUCUUGCACUGGAGGUUAACCAAACAUUUGUUUCAUAGCUGCUUUAAAAUUUGUUCACAAUGAAAACAAAAUGGCAUUGUUUGGAGAAUGUAAUCAAUUCCUUGUACAUGAGUGUGGUGAGGAUUUCCUACUCUUCGUUUUUACAAGAUUUAAUUUCCUGGAGAUAUAUUUCAUUUGGUUAUGACGUAGCUGUAUUAAUAUCCCUGGAUGUGUUAUCGUUAAUGUUUUCCAAUAUAAAGUUAUAAGUUUGAUCAAUGACACAGAUUAUAAGAGAAAAUCAUUUUGUGUGACAUUGCCUAAAUAGGACAGUAUCUUUUUUAAAUUGUUGUGUUAUUUUAUGAAGUGUUUAUAAAGCCUUUGAAAUUGCAUGGAUAAGGAGUGAAAUUCAAGACAUUUGUAAAGAACUGGAACUGUUUGUAUUAUUGUUUUACUCUUAAUGUCCUCAAUAGAUAUCAGACAUGAUAGUUUGUCUUGCAAUAAAUACCAUGGGAUAUAAAAAAAGCCGUUCAGUGGCAUGAAGCAAACAAUAAUAUCUGAAUAAUUUAAACAAAUAUUGACAUACAGUAACAUACAGAGAGAAGUAAAGAUGGUGAUAUAUUUUUACAAAAUAGAAAUCAAGUGGAAUAUAAUUAAAUGGGGAAGAAAAGUUUAAGGUGCAUGCUUAAGACAUAAAAUGUGUCAUAAGUUUUAUAAAGAAAGACAGUUUAUUUGACAUAAAAGUGAAUACAGAUGUAACAAUGGUCUUUAAUUCCCUGCAUACUUCUGAGAAAUUUAACAAGUACUAUAAUUGUGUUCAAAGAAGAUCAGGGAAUACUAGUAUAUAUACUAUGACAUUUUACAUAACUUAAAUAUUAUCUCAUGGGAAAGUUGUUGAAGUGAACUAAAGGAAUGCACUUUAAGAAGUUGCUAUUCUUCCAACAACUGAUGUGCUGAUAUUAACCUAGAAAUGUUCUUUUGUUUGGUGGAGAAACAUUUUUUGUGAUAGUGAAGUGAGGAAAAUGGUAUCAUCAUUAGCUCAGUUUUCACACUAUUGCAUAAUUUUUAACUGAUAACUGAACAAAAACUAGUACAUGAUUACAUGUAUGAAUCGCUUAUGCACUACUGAAUCUUUUUUCAGACCAAAGAUACUUGCACAAAUUACUUUAUUGAAUAAGCAGUCAUACAUGUAUUUAAAAUGUUAAUAAAAUCUCAGGUGUAUUUAAUUUUUCAAGUUUAAUGAUGGAUUUCACUUCACAUUUUGAUAUGACCUGUACUGAUUCUCAUCAGAGCUGAAUGUGAAACAAACCACUUAAAUGUCUGAACACUGAAGAAUCGAAUCUAUAAAAGAAUAAAGUGAUAUCGACAGGGAUUUUGACUUUAUGAUUAUUAUAUUGGCUCAUAUAUUAGAUUACUUUUAUCACCUGAAACAACUAAUUGCCAUAUAUAUGAAUCUGAUGAGACUUAUUAAAGUGGUUGUGAAUCUCCCACCACACAAUGUCUUUGAUUGAUCAUUAUAAUACAUUGUGAUGGCAUAAUCGUCUUUCUUCCUGGAUUGUGAAAUCAAAAGUUGCAGAGCAAUGAUAUGUCAAGGUACUUUUUGGUAUUUGUAUGUAAACAUUACCCUGGAAAACUAUGUUUGCUUUACUGCUUCAUACUAUUGAGCACAUCUGAGAAUUAUUAUUAAUUGCUUGGCAUUGUUAUGAAAGUACUAAUUGUUGGAUUUGUUCCUGAAGCAAAUAUGAUUAUUUCUUCUCUAUGGAUGAGAUUCUUUGACAUCUCCUAAGAGAUUUAGUCUAUACAUAAAGUACUUGAAUGAAAUUUGAAAGAAAUUGAAAGCAGUAAUAAAAUGGUUCUGUUACUUCCUAAAGGAUAAUUCACUUUACAGUCCUCCAAUCGAAGCUUGGGAAUAGGACGAAAGUGUUUCUGAAAUAAAGGUCACUAGAUGGAAUUCCUUAUAAAAUUUUGUAGCUGAUUCAAUGUUUCCAGUUACUUCAACAAAACAUGUGCAUUUGACAUCAAAUUUGUAUAACAUUGAAUUACAGUUCAGCGAUGAGGAUGGCAAAAAAAACACUUAUGAGUCCAGCAGUGAGAAAAAUAAGAAAGACAAAACAACUGAUUUCUCAGUGUUCAGUAAUGAGAUUGACAGAGACGUUAAUUUAAACAAGGAUUGUAAGCAAGGAAACAACAUAGAAGACAAUCAUCACUUGAUAUUCUACAAGGAUGUCAACACUUUGGAUUCAUCAGAUUAUCACAUUGACAAGAAUACAGAUGUAGAAUUAGGAGAAAGUGUAAAUUAUAAUCCAACUGAAAAUCAGCCUCCAAGACAUGAUGAUGUUAUUAAGGAUUCACCGUCAAAUAAGCAAAAAUUGUCGGAAGAGGAAAAGCAUACAACAUCUGAUACAAAAAAUAAGUUGGAAAAUAUUAUAUUAGAAAAAAAUCACAACAGAUGUGAACAAGUAGGGAAAGAUGAUACGAAGAACAAAGAUGAUACAGCAAAGAAAGAGGAUGUUUAUGUUUAUGAAGAUGAUGAUGAUGAUGAUGAUGUUGUAUUUGAUGAUAAUUUGUCAACAUCAGUAGUAACAGAACAGGUGGUACCUCUCAAUUUACAACAUUCCAUGACAGACAUGAACAAUCUGGCAAAAAAUCAAAGUUUAGAAGAUAAUAAUUAUACCAAGUUAACAGCAGCCGUAUUGAAAAAACAAGUGAACAGUAAUGACAAUGGUUUGCUAACAGUGCCAACUGGGUCUCACAAUAUUUCAUCUGAAUUUAAACAAAACAAAAGUGCUAAUGGGAAUUUUCUCAAAAGAGAUGUAAUUAGAAGAUUUGGUCCUGCAUGUCCGGUUAUUACCCGGUCAUUGUCAGAAGAUGUGCCAGUGAUUGUUCGCAGGCGAGGGUGCACUUUGCGUGUUUGUAUUGCUUCAAUCACAGAAGGAGAUCUUGAAAGGUUAAGAGAAUCUGAUGGAGGAGCACCCCAUUCACCCGGACCGCCAUUAUCUCCUAGUGCUAGCUAUAGACGAUCACAGGAGGACAUUCCCUUCUGUAAUCCUGGGGGUAUAAGACGACUGCAAAGGACGCUGUCAGAAGAUGUACGGCAGCGUAGAAGAGAAAGUCUAACUUUGCCAAGUUCUCCAAUAAGUGUUCCAAACAAUCUGGUUUCUGCAGGAUCCAGUAGUAGUAGUAGUACAAUAGGACAUAACUUGAAUGCCCUGCUAGAACCAACAAACCUGAUGAAAAUGAAGAAUACAGUGCUUGGUCAAUCUGCUCCUUCAUUAACAGCUGGAAUAAAAGAGUACAACAUGUUAACCAAGAGAGGGAAAGUUAGAAAAUCUCUUGUGAAUACAUCUCCAGUUCUGCCAAUAAGAUGUCCGUCUCCACAACCACCUCACGGUCACAGCCCUCAUGAUAGUCCCAGAAAUAUGUCCCCAAGUACUCACGGUAGUUUUGCUUUCAACUCAGCGCACAACCAAGUUAAAAAAUGUGAUGGUAGACGCUGGUCUUUUGCUUCCUUGCCAUCUUCAGGUUACGGGACAAACACUCCAUGUAGCAGUUCUAAUGUAUCGUCCCAGUACUCAUCACAGGAGAAGUUAAACCAGUUGCCAUACCACCCUAACAAUGAAGACUUGGGUCUUUAUGCUAAGCAUUUCAGUGGUCCCCAUGAAGGUCACAUGAUAAGCCUAGACGACAACGAUGGUAGACAUUCUCCACUGUCACCCUUUCAAAGACCUCGAUCUAGAAGCCUCAGUUUAUCCUGGCUUGCCUUGAUUGAUACUCCAGGGGCUUCCCCAGGGGGAGAUGAAAUAGUGAUGAUGAAUAGUGUAUAUAAAGACAGAUUUCCUAAGGCCACAUCACAAAUGGAAGAAAGGCUGAGGAAUUUUAUAGAUCUCCACAGUAAAAUGGAAAUCAACCAUGAAUGUGAUGCUAUAUCUAGAUUCCUACACAAACAGGUGUUAGAAAUGGCAAAGAAUACUCUGGAGAAAUCUGAACAGAAACAAAUUACAAGUUCAUACUUCUAUGAAGUUUCUGAGAGUCUAGAAAAGCUAGUAGAGGAUGCUGAAGAAAAAGAAGAAGAAGCAUAUAAUUAUAUCUACCCUUUGAUCAAGAAACUGUUACUUAUAAUAUCCAGACCAGCUCGCCUUUUAGAAUGUUUAGAAUUUGAUCCAGAGAAAUUUUAUAAAUUACUUGAAGAAGCAGAAGGACAGGUUAAGGCAACUGUAAAGAAGGAUGUCCCACAAUACAUAUUUAAUUAUCUAGGACUUAAUAAAGAAACUUUGAAAGAAUUAACAGACCCUCCACUGUUAGAUCCAGAUGAAAUAGAUACAACAGAUGAGGCAAGAAGUAAUGUACCAAAGUUUAAAACACCUACAGAAGAAGACUUUGAGACUAUUAAACUUAUCAGUAAUGGAGCCUAUGCGUCUGUGUAUUUAGUUCGACACCGAGGAACUAGACAAAGAUUUGCAAUGAAGAAGAUCUGUAAACAGAAUGUAGUUUUGCGAAACCAAACAGAACAAGUAUUUACUGAACGAGAUAUCAUGAGCUUUACAGACAAUCCAUUUGUAGUUAGCAUGUACUGUAGUUUUGAAACACAGAAACAUCUUUGUAUGGUAAUGGAAUAUGUGGAAGGUGGUGAUUGUGCCACUCUGUUAAAGAACUCAGGGGCUCUUGUUUUUGACUUGGCAAGGAUGUAUUUUGCUGAAACUGUUCUGGCAUUAGAAUAUUUACACAGUUAUGGUAUAGUUCACAGAGAUCUCAAACCAGACAAUCUACUCAUCACAGCUACUGGACACAUUAAGUUGACAGAUUUUGGUUUAUCAAAGAUUGGCUUGAUGAGUUUGACAACAAAUUUAUAUGAGGGAUCAAUGGACAAAGAUUGUAAACAAUUCCGAGAUAAACAGGUUCAGGGAACACCAGAAUAUAUAGCACCAGAAGUUAUCCUUAGACAAGAAUAUGGAAAACCAGUAGACUGGUGGUCUAUGGGAAUCAUAUUAUAUGAAUUUUUGGUUGGAAUAGCACCAUUCUUUGGAGAUACACCAGAAGAAUUGUUCUCUCAAGUAAUUAAUGAGGAAUUAGAGUGGCCAGAAGAAGAAGAUUGGCAGGUACGAGAUGAUGCUAAAGACCUAAUAGCUAACUUACUACAACAUAACCCAAUUAAUAGACUAGGUUCUGGUGGUGCAGCUGAAGUCAAGGAACACAUUUUCUUCUAUGGUUUGGACUGGGAUAAUUUACUGAGGAAAAAGGCUGAAUUUGUACCUAACCUAGAUGAUGAUGAAGAUACCAGUUAUUUUGAUCCUCGUUCUGAAAGAUACAAUCAUGAUAUAGAGACUGCAGAAGAUACUGAGGACGAACCAGAAGAUUCUCUCUUCCAUAGUUUUAAUUCAUGUUCUCCUCGAUAUAGUAAAGUCUACAGUAAAAUAGAAGAACUACAUGAGAAUCAAGAUGGUGAAUGCAGAAGGAGACAUUCCAGUGCUGAUGAUAUGAAAAUUAAAAUGUUAGAGAAGGCAACAUUAGAGAGAAAGGACUCUAACCUAUCAGAAAGCUCUGACACAUCAUUAGAACUACAGUCUAUCAUGAGACAGGAGACAUUAAGUACUGGUACAGACUCGACAGAUAAAACUGAUAGUACUAUAAUCAGAAUGGAUGAGGAUGUGUUCAGUUCCCCUGAAUGCACACCUAGAUCCCAACAUCCUAAGACAAGCACACCAGAGUCUGGCAAAUCUGAAAAGGAAUAUACUGCUACCAGGAAAGAGAAAGCACCGCCUAUUAAAAGUAUGAUUCCAAAGUUUGCUAUCUCUUCUGAUGAUGACAAUAUCAUAACAAGUCCUAAAGAAUUAUCCCCAGUUGACGAGAAUAAAGAGAAGGAACAUACCUCUUCUUCACGGAAACAUAUACAGAAAUCAGCUUCCACAACAGCUUUAACAUUGCUCAUCAAUCCAAAUGAUGAAUUUGUGGUCAAGCCAAUGACUUCACCAGGAGGAUCAAGUGCCAGCUCCAGAGACGGGUCCCCUUCACGAGACAUUUCACCAUUAGCUAGAAGUCUUAAACCACCUUUGAUAAUAAAGAAAGGGGCGAGAGGUUUUGGUUUCACUAUUAACAGUAUUCGAGUCUAUCAUGGAGACUCUGAUGUGUACAGUUUACAACAUAUUGUCACUUCUGUCGAACAAGAAGGUCCAGCGUAUGAAGUUGGCCUUCGUCCAGGUGAUCUCAUAACACAUGUAAAUGAUGAGCUGAUUCAUAGUUUACUGCACACUAAUGUUGUAAAAAUGAUUCUAAAAAGUGGGAAGGAACUGAGAGUCCGGACAGUUCCACUUGAGAAAUCAGGUAUAGAAACAAUAGUCAGAAAGAAACGUGCUCAUCCAGGGAAAAUGGCUCGUAGAGCAACAAAGAAGAAAAGUGCAAAGGAGAAAAAUACUGAGAAAAAGAAAAGUAGGUCUUUAUUUCGCAGACUAAGUACAAAAAAGACUGAUCAUAUUGUUUUACCACCAGGACCACCACCAACAGGAAGAUCUCACAGCAUAUCAGCAUUUAGUAAAUCUUGGUCUUGUGGUGAUAGCAGCCAUGGAAUGGUACGGUCAUCCCGCUCUCUUCCUAUACAAAUGCCAUGGUCACCAGACUCUUCUGCAGCAAAUUCUUCCAACAGUAGCUCACCUAGUUCAAGUACUCCAAAUUCUCCAGCAAGUAACUCCUCUCACUUUGGUCGACCAAGUUCUCUGCAUGGACUAGCGAAACACAAGAAGCAAGGAAGUUUGAAAUCACCACAUAGGAGGAAAUCAGUUCAUAAUAUUCCUCUAUCACCUCUGGCAAGGACUCCUUCACCCUCACCAUUGCCACCAUCACCCACCAGAAGUCCUAGUCCAUUAGCUUUUACACAAUCUUCUGCUGUUUACCAUGCAGGUACCUCAAAUAUGCCACAACAAACUUUUCCAUCACAGCUUAAUACUUCUGGAACCAAUUCGUCUUCACCACCAAAUCUGUCUCGGAAACAUUCUUUUACAAGACCAAAAAGUUGUGAGCCAAGUUCACCAUUGUUACGGAGAGCCUUAUCACCUGACAGGUUACAUCCUCAGUCUGCAGAAAAAACAAUCUUGCCGCCAAGAAAGGGGUCAUUACAAGAAAGGAAAUCCUCUCAUUUUGAGUCUUUGUGAAACCAGUAUAUAAUCAAGGCAUUAACGCAUAAAAUUCUUACUGUUAACCAACUUGGACUUGAAACAGACUAGUUCGUAUUAUUACUUCCAAAUAUUUUCAUGUGCAGCUUAGUAUUCUUUAGUGAUUUAUAGAAUUAUUAGCUUGAGUUAUUGUGAUAAUGAAUUCUAAUAUAAAUGCAUUGUCUUCAGUAAAUAUAUGUAUAAAUGUUGUUGAAACAUUUUAUUUACAAAGUUUGGUAAUUGUGAUUUAUAUAGCAUUAUUACACCAGAUCAAGACAAUAUAAGUAUUAGUCUGUUUCCCUUCAUCAAAAUAAUACUAUAACAGCUGUCAUCAUAUUUUCCUGUUUACUCAAAACUUAUUAUAAACAAUUUCUAUAAGAUUCAGAAUAGUCUAAAGAUGGAAAUUUACAUGUUAGUAUUAUAUCUCAUCACAUUGAAUGCAUGUUUCAUCCAAUUUUUAAUUUGGAUUUUUCAUUGAAUAGUGAUAUGCAAAUUAUUAAAGAAGUUUUUUUUCAAUUUUUUUCCAGUGGAACAGACUGUUAUAUUAAUAUUUUCAUUUCAAUAAUUCUAAUGUUUUUAUCACUCUAAAAUGCAUUUACUUAUGUAUCGUAACAUGAUUUUAGCUUCCAAAAUGCACAAUUCUUAUAGUAUAAAGGCUCAAAUUAAGGAUACAUGUAGCAAAUCUCUGUAGUCAUUCCAUUUAUUGCAAAUAAACAGAGCUAUUAUAGGCAAAGAAAUCACUGUGGUCAUUUUGAUUGUAAAUAAAAAUUAGUCCCAAUCUAUUAAUAUAAUUCUAUAAAUAGACAUGGGAUAUUAAUCAAACUUAACUGUGAUGUAUACUUAACUACUAGGUGCUUUCAAUUUUCGGUGUAUCAGAGAUAAAUGAUGUCUUAAUUAAUUAAAUUAUGUUAAAUGGCAUUUUUUUUGUUAUUAUGAGAUUAUUCCCAUAUCUAAUUUUCAAACCAAAUCUUUAAUAUGUAGUAUCAGUGCUGUAUUACUUUGGUAGUGCUCUGUAUGAAAGUGUAAGUUGUGGCUGUGAUUUUUUUUAUAUAUUUAUUCAAUGUUUGAUCUUUCUUUUUGUAUAUAUCUAGUAAUAUUCAUUUCACCUUAUAAUAUUCAUUUGUGAGGCAUUCAUAUAGAAGGUCUAAUUGAUGCUGCAGACUCUAAUGUUUAAUUGAGAAUUUAGUCAAGUGGAAAUUAUUGAAAGAAUAGAUUACAAAAUUAACAGAAGAAUAAGCUCCCCAAAAUUAAUAAAAUUGCAAAAAAAUAAGGUAUCUUAACCAUAUAUAGUUGAUACUUAUAUUGGGGAUUGAGUAAAUGUUAGAUGCCAUAAUAAUAUUAUACAUUUUGUUUACAUUUUGAUAUUAUUCUACAGUCCACUUAUUAGGUAAUUUAUCUGUUUGUUGAAUAAAAUCAAAGUUAGCAAGUCUUUAUAAUAUAACUGUCCAGUGCUUUUAGUAUUUGGUUUUAUUGUAAACUUUUUUUUUAAAUUCUUGUAAGUGUUACUAAAUCAGUACAGAAAUGAUGCUAUAAAGAAUGCUAUGAGUAUUUUUUUAUUCUUUAAUUAUGCAUAAACUUUUUAGGGGGAGGGUUAAAACUUUGCUUUGAAUGACUUUAUAUUUGAUGUUACUAAAUGAUUGAAUUGGUGUAUAUAUAUUAUUGUUAAUGUGUACAGAAGUUUGAAAAUUAGAUAUGGCAGUUGUUGUAAUCAUGUGAUAUUGUUAUGUCUGUAUAUUUUUGUAUUGAUCUGCUGCAGUCAUUGUCUCUUGUAUGCACAUUUAUGGAGUACAACAAACAAAUAAAAUUUCAUGGCAUGAUAUUACAGAAGUACCUGAAACAUAAGUUCUUUUUUUUCCAUCAAGUUCAGGCAUCCAUCCAACAGAAUGAAGAGUCGAAUGAUGUUUCACAAGACAUAUAUUGAAACAUACUAAAUUAAAAAAAAAAUAUAACUUAUUUUUUUUUUUAUAGUCAAAUCUGCUUGGUGUACUCCAUAUUUUCACUUUAUUAUAAAAUGAUCUCAAAAUCAUAAGCAGCUGUAUAUCACAUUGUCAUUAUAUCAUUACAGUCCAUGACAUUUAAUUCAUUGUAGCAUGGAAGUAAUAUUGAAAGGAAUAACAACGUCGUCACUUCAAAGGUUUCAUCCGCGUUACCGCCCAUCUUUCGAUAACUCGUUAAUUGGUUUAAUAUAUGGCAUGGUAAUUGACUCUCGACAUGUGAUAGAUCAAAUCACUGACACUUUUCGGUCAUUUUCGUGUUCCCGGAAUUUUACGAAUAGACCGGUUGUUGUCGUAUAUAUGUUCGAAGUAACCCGAAUAGUUCACUUGUUACAUUCCGCUGCUGUACGCUACCGAAUAGAGUCAGUCGUUCAAUGUUGAUUUAGUCUAUUUUCCCUAUUUAUGUCUUUUUCGAUCUUAAUAGUUUAGGCCGACAGUUAUCACAUAUGGAAUUUAAAAAAAGGGUGGAUCAUUUUCGAUUUUAAUAUCUAAAACCAGUUAAUUAAGAAGCCAUUUCUGAAAGUUAAGAAGAUGAUUGUACAAAAAAUAUGUUUCGACUCCCUUUUAUUAAAUACGAACAAAUCCAAGUCGUUCGUGUAUACCAGGCAAUUUAAAUAUUCACAAUUUUAAACGUUUCUAUUCUUUAAUUUGUACAUAAACUAAUUCAUAUACAAUAAAUUUGCGGUUAGACAGAUAGUGUCAAGCUCAUUUUGUUUGGGUGAUUUCUUUUUUGCUGUAACGUGCUACAUUAAUAUUAUUAUUCAAUUGUAAACACUUUUUUAAAACAUAUAAAUUUAACAUGUUUACGAACUUAUCAUCCCGAUUUUAAUUGUCCAGUUUCAAUAAUGUAAUCAAUUACUUGAAAGUAAAUAUUUUUAUAAAUCUCGAUAAACUUGGCACAUUUCAACAGUAAAAUAUUCUAUGUCUACAUUUGUCUACAUUAUUUUGUUCAACAUCAUGUGAAACCUGAUCGCUUCAUCGUUAUUACCUGUUUUACUCAUGAUCCGCUUUUACCCGGAAAACACUUUUAAAUCAGUUUAAAACAAACAGUGAAAAGCAAAAAUAUGCAAAAAUAAAUAUAAUUGUCCAUGUUAAACUGUUGUAGUUUAAACAAUUCUAGUCCGUUUUUCAAGUUUUUUACAUCAUUCGAUUUCUUUUUGAAGGUAGAAGUUUUAUAUGAUACAGCGCCACUUUGUUAUUAAUAAACUAGGGAUUUCCCACAGGUGAUUUAUAAUUACCGGACUCGAUAAAAUCACGUGACUGAUAAGAAAUUCCAGAUGCCAUUUACAACCGCGGUAUCACAGAUAGUAACCAAAGGGGUCUUGCCGCUGAGACUAUAAUUGGAUAAAAUCAUAUGACUUUAGUACAGAGCUCUGCAGGCCAUAAAUACAUGAUAAUUAGUCGUUGUUAUUCCUUUUAAAUAUUACUUCCAUGAUUGUAGCAUGUCUGAUAGAAUGUCCUUAUAAUAAAUUUUUUUUCACAUCUGAAUAUCUACUAAAUUGUUUAUACUUUUGAUAACAUAACUUUGUUAUCCUUUAUGUAAUAGUGUCAAAUUGACAUUUUUAAUUGGCAACAAAUAUUUUAACCUAAAUUUCUCACAGCUUUUCAAGUCAAAUAUAUAUUUCAUAUGGUAAAAAUACAUGUUGGUUCUUAUUUCUAAUUUUUUUCAAGAUGUAUUUAAUUUACAAUUCAAUGUCUCCAAAAAAAAAAAGAGAGAGGAAUUUGAGAGAAAUUUUAUUCAAAGAAAGUAUAUAAAAGCUUAGAAGGAAUUGCAGGAAUAUUUGUGCAUUUGUAUCUAAGAUAGUAUGCAAGUAUUCCUCUAUUGUAACUCAAAUGAUAAAAAAAUGAGACAUCUUUGAUCAGAAAAUGCAAUUAAUUUGUAGGAAUUUUAUUUAUUUCAAUUUUGUAUUUUGAUCUUACAGAAAUAUAUUAUAAAAGAUAUAUACAGAAAUUGUUUGAUUAUUUAUGAAUUUAAAAUGAUCUUGAAUAAUAAUUGGAGAUAACUUAGAUUAUGUAGACUUAUAAAAGGUUGUACUGUACUGUGAAUUUAUUCAUUUUGUUAUGUAGCAAGAAAACAAUAAUGGGAAUCAGUUUUUUCUUCUUAUUGUGUUAAAUAAGACUUAUCUUCUAGUAUUAAUUUCAAAAUUCUAUAAUUUAGUAUUUAUUCCAGUCAUACAUAAGUGCUUUUCCCUAGCAAAACAUUUGCAUUUUGCACAACUUGCAACUUUUAUACACCUUAUCGCUGUUUAUUCCAAUGCGGAUAAGUUCUGAAAUUACACAACUUUUCCAUGACGUCACAAUCCAGUUGAAGCUAUCUGGGGCCCUGUUUAAACAAUGUAUUGCUCAUAAAACUUUUCAAAGAGACAUCUUUAUAACACUUCAAACAAAGCAUUUUUAUGACUUUAAGUUGUGUUUCACAGAAAUGGAUCAUAAUAUAUCAAAAUUUCAAAAUGUUCACUUUCUAAACUUUUUCCUCCCUCAGCCCAUUACUGAUGACCUUUGUUUUUGCGACACUUGACCAAAACAGGAAGUUGUCUAAGUGACUGUUUUUUUCCGGAAUGGUCUAAAUAACGAUAAGGUUUAUUGAAAUAAGGCUGUUGACAUAUUUUUUUUAAAUGUAUUUUUGGAAAUUGCAUAAUAUGAACUAUAUUUUGGGAAAAUAGUCCAUAUUUUUUGUUUAUACUCUAAUACUACCUUAAGACACAUUUUAGAAUACAUAAUGCAUCUUAAAAACCAUAAAAUUGUUGUUUAAAUUUUGAAAUAUCUAACAAGAGUUAAAAAAAAUAUCACAAGCCUCCCACUUCAUAAGAUCAUAAGUUUUAGAUUAAAUAAUGCUGUACGUCAUACUUUUAUAUUUUCUGAUAUUUUUCUUCUUCAUAUUUGCAUACAUUGUAUAUUAAUUUUUAACUAUUUCUGUUAAGCAAGUGUGUAUAUUUUCUCAUUUCUUUUUUUCCAGUUCUGGUUGAACUAUAACAUAGAAAUGGUAAUUCCAAAUUUUCUAAACAUUUUAAAACCACUAUAUUACAGAAUUGCAUGUAUAAGGGACCAAAUCCUUUUGUGUCACAAUAAAGAGGACAACAAAUAAUUCAGUUAGAUCAGCAAGUUUUCUUUUGUUUGAAUUUUGUUUAGUUUAUGAUAUGUAUAAAUAUUGAGUCUAAUGAAUUAAUGCUUGUGUUAGUAAUAAAAAUGAAACCUAAUAUUCAAUUUUUUUUUACCUAAUUUUCCUUGUAACAUUUUGAUAAUUACAAACUGAAUUGUCACGUUAUUCAACAACAAUUAAGAAUCUUCUCUUUUUCCUUGUUGACUUAGUACUAAACAGUGAUAGUAAGGAAAAGUUUGUAUUUUUUCUAUAUUUUUUUAUAAUUAAGUUUUCACUAAAUGGUGUUUAUAUGGUAGUAAAUCAUUUAUUUUUUCACUUAUUUAUAGGAGAAUAUUUUUGUAAUAUUUCAUUUAAUCAUUAUACAAUGUGAUAGUUCAUUGCUGUGUUACAACUAGUCACUGCCUGUAUAUAAAUGUAGUAGCUAUUCUUCAUUCAUGCAUAUUAUAGAUGUUUCAGCUAAAACUGAAGUAAAAAGACAGAAAACUUG